Nestor notabilis (Kea) is the source of this 2286-nucleotide messenger RNA. It is a transcript of the gene JMY, whose product is annotated as junction mediating and regulatory protein, p53 cofactor. Bases 160 to 2286 code for a protein of 708 amino acids. The transcript is spliced from 10 exons. Gene Ontology annotation, molecular function: actin binding; transcription coactivator activity; Arp2/3 complex binding. Gene Ontology annotation, biological process: 'de novo' actin filament nucleation; positive regulation of apoptotic process; intrinsic apoptotic signaling pathway by p53 class mediator. The record is from RefSeq and is a predicted model, not a curated record. Gene Ontology annotation, cellular component: nucleus; cytoplasm. Lineage: Eukaryota; Metazoa; Chordata; Aves; Psittaciformes; Psittacidae.
GCAGAGCCGGGCGCUCCCGACGCGGAGACCACCGGGGAGGAGUGCAGCUGGGCCGGCCUCUUCUCCUUCCAAGACUUGCGGGCUGUGCACCAGCAGCUGUGCUCGGUGAAUUCGGAGCUGGAGCCCUACCUGCCUGCCUUCCCCGAGGAGCCCUCGGGCAUGUGGACGGUGCUGUUCGGAGCCCCGGAGCUAUCCGAGCAGGAGAUGGACGCUCUCUGUUACAAACUGCAAGUUUACUUGGUGCACAGCUUGGAUACCUGCGGUUGGAAGAUCCUCUCGCAGGUGCUGUUCACCGAGACUGACGAUCCCGAAGAGUAUUAUGAGAGUCUGAGUGAGCUGCGACAGAAAGGCUACGAAGAGGUGCUACAGCGGGCUCGCAGGCGAAUCCAGGAGCUUCUGGAAAGACAUAAGAAUACUGAAAGCAUGGUAGAGCUGCUUGAACUGUAUCAAAUGGAAGAUGAAGCCUACAGUAGUCUUGCAGAAGCUACCACAGAGCUUUACCAGUACUUACUACAGCCAUUCCGAGACAUGAGGGAACUUGCAAUGCUUAGAAGACAGCAGAUAAAGAUCUCCAUAGAGAAUGACUACCUAGGACCCAGAAGAAUUGAGAGUCUGCAGAAAGAAGAUGCUGACUGGCAGAGAAAAGCUCACAUGGCUGUGCUUUCUAUUCAAGAUCUUACAGUUAAAUACUUUGAAAUAACGGCAAAAACACAGAAAGCUGUGUACGAUCGAAUGCGAGCAGACCAGAAGAAGUUUGGUAAGGCAGCAUGGGCAGCAGCAGUGGAACGUAUGGAAAAGCUUCAGUAUGCAGUUUCUAAGGAGACUUUGCAGUUGAUGCGUGCUAAAGAAAUCUGUUUGGAGCAGAAGAAGCAUGCACUGAAAGAAGAGAUGCAGAGCCUGAAAGGUGGUACAGAAGCUAUAGCCCAUUUGGACCAGUUAGAAGCUGACUAUUAUGAUCUACAGCUUCAGCUAUAUGAAGUACAGUUUGAGAUCUUGAAAUGUGAAGAGCUGCUGUUGACAGCACAACUUGAAAGCAUCAGAAGACUGAUGUCAGAGAAGAGAGAUGAGGUGGUAUAUUAUGACACUUACGAAAGUAUGGAAGCCAUGCUUGAAAAAGAGGAUACGGCAACAUCUAUAUACUUGCAAAAAGAAGAGCUGCAAAAGUUACAACAAAAAAUCCGCCAGCUGGAAGCAAGACGUGGACGUAUUUCAGCCAAGAAAGCCUACCUCAGAAACAAGAAGGAGAUCUGUAUCGCAAAGCAUAAUGAAAAGAUCCAGCAGCGUCACCAGAGUGAGGAAGAAUACAAAAUGCACCAUACUGUUCAGCUAAAGCGAGAUCAAUUACAAGAAGAAGAGGAAAGAAAGAGCUCCUGGGUUAGUCAGGAACGACAGAAAACACUGGACAGACUUCGCACGUUUAAACAGCGGUACCCUGGGCAAGUAAUACUUAAAUCAACCAGACUACGGCUAGCUCAUGCAAGAAGAAAAUGUGCAGCCAGCUCAGUGUCCUGUGUUGAUCAGCCUCAAUCUUUGCCAGCAACCAUACAAAUCAAAGAGAAAAGUGAAGAGGUGGAAUCAGAAAAUGCAGUUCAGCCUUUGCAAGCGCAAGAAUUCACAAGCUUAGAACAACUUCAAGAUACCUCGUUACCUCCUGAUGGUCUUAACUCUGAACUGCCUCCUGUUAGUAUUUCUUCACUCACCAGUAAUGAGCUUGAACCAGAGAUUAUUACUGUGGUACCACUUCCACCCCCUUUGCCUCCUCCACCACCUCCACCUCCACCUUUGCCCUCCAAGGAAGAUGCUGCUGCAAAACCCUUGGAGAAAAGUGACAGCUUUGUUAAACGUCAGAGUGAGGAGAAGGGAGUCCAGCACUCUUCUGGUGUCCCACCAGCAUAUCUGUUUGACAGCAGUCAGCUAGUCAGUGCCAAGAAGAAGCUUAAGAAGACUGGUGAUCUAGAGGGUUUACAGAGGAGGAGAGUGAGUUCCCCAAUGGAUGAAGUGCUGGCUUCCUUGAAACGUGGCAGCUUUCACUUAAGAAAAGUUGAGCAAAGAAGUCUCCCUCCUUUUCCUGAUGAAGAUGAUAGCAAUAACAUCUUGGCACAGAUCAGGAAAGGGGUGAAACUGAAGAAAGUGCAGAAAGAUGUUCUGAGAGAGUCUUUUACAAUCCUGCCUGACACCGACCCACUGACACGGAGCAUCCAUGAAGCAUUGCGACGGAUUAAGGAAGCAUCACCUGAAUCAGAGGAUGAAGAGGAGAGUUUGCCUUGCACAGACUGGGAAAAUUAA